AAGGAUAAAAAAAUGUAAUUUGUAGAAUUCCUCCAAAUCAAGAUGCUUGCUUUCUGGUUUGUUCGAAUGGCAAGCUCCGCAUCGGGCAAAGUCCGCCAGAUGAUUUCAUGUCGACUAUAAAACCCUAAUAAAACCCCCUCCGGCAUCAGCCGUUCGACUUUCCCACCUCGAUAAUCGCUACCAAGAGCAUCCCAAUUGAGAGUUUAUCACUGAAAGCUAUUCCCAACUAUCUUUGUCUGGUUGUCCCUCAUGGCUUUAUCCGUAGAUCAGGACCAGAAAUGGCUCAUCGACUGCCUCAACGCAACGCUGGACACAAAUCGCGAACUCCGCUCCUUCGCCGAGGCCUCGCUUCAGCAAGCUUCUCUGCAGCCAGGUUACGGAGCUGCUCUUACCAAGAUUACCAUUAACAAGGAUAUUGCUUUUGGACUGCGGCAGCUAGCUGCUGUUUUGCUAAAGCAGUUCAUAAAGCAACAUUGGGAAGAAGGCGAAGAGAAUUUUGUGCAUCCUGUGGUUUCAGCUGAAGAGAAGAGGAUCAUGCACCAACUUUUGCUUCCUUCAUUGGAUGAUCCUAAUAGGAAAAUUCGCACAGCAAUUAGCAUGGCUAUAGUUUCCAUUGCUCAAUAUGAUUGGCCAGAUGAUUGGCCUGAACUGCUACCUUUUCUAUUAAAAUUGAUUAGCGAGAAAAAAAAUAUUGGUGGAGUUCACGGAGCUCUAAAAUGCUUGGAUCUUCUCUCUGGUGAAUUGGAUGAUGCUUUGGUGCCUAAAUUGUUACCCGCUCUGUUCCCUCACUUGCAUUCAAUAAUUUCUUCACCUCAUCUAUAUGAGAAGUCUCUCAGAACAAAAGCUUUGGCAAUAGUGCAUUCUUGCAUUUCUGUUCUAGGGUCAAUGAGUGGUUUGUAUGAGGCCGAAACUGCUGGUCUGUUGAAGCUGGUGGUUGAUUUUCUAAUGGAGCAAUUUUCUAUUAUUUUACAACCACCUAUGCGAUCAGAUGAUCCAGAUGAGUGGAGUAUGAGAAUGGAGGUCCUGAAAUGUUUGCUCCAGCUUGUUCAAAAUUUUCCUAGCCUCAUGGAGACACGGAUAUCAGUUAUUUCAUCAUCACUGUGGCAGACAUUUGUUUCAUCCUUGGAUAUAUACCAGAUUUUAUGUAUUCAGGGCACUGAAGAUUCACGUUCUGGUAUAUUUGAUUCUGAUGGUAAUGAGAGAAGCCUAGAUGCCUUUAUUAUUCAGUUGUUCGAAACUAUAUUAACAAUUGUGGGAAACGCUAAAAUGGCAAAGGUCAUUCGAGGAAGCAUAAAACAGCUUAUUUACCAUACCAUAGCUUUUCUACAGAUGACGGAAGAGCAAGUACAUACAUGGUCAUUUGAUGCAAAUCAAUAUGUUGCUCAUGAGGAUGACGUAUCUUACAGUUGCCGUGUAUCAGGUUCUUUGUUACUGGAAGAGAUUGCUAGUGCUUUUGGCAGAGAAAUGAUUGAUUCCAUUGUUGGAGCUGUUAAAGAACGUUUCAGAGAGUCGCAGAAUGCCAAACUUUCUGGUUCUGUAGAUUGGUGGAAAUUGAGAGAGGCGUCCUUUUUUGCAUUGGUUUCAGUUUCAGAACAGCUCAUUGAAGCACAGGAUUCAGGAGCAACAAAUGUUAGCCUGAGUUAUUUUUUGGAUGAAUUGAUUGCAGAAGACGUGACAACAGAUGUGCAUAAAUUUCCAUUUCUACACGCACGGAUUUUUUCAGUAGUUUCCAAGUUUUCCUCCGUGAUUGGUCACACUACACGCGAGCAUUUCCUAUAUGCUGCUGCACAAGCAAUCGCUUCAGAUGUUCCACCACCUGUAAAAGUUGGUGCUUGUCAAGUUUUGUGUCAGCUCCUACCAGAUGCUAAGUCUGAGCUGAUUCAGCCUCGUAUAAUGAGUAUACUUUCAUCACUCAUUGAGCUUCUUAAGCAGGCAUCUGAUGAAACUCUACAUCUUGUGCUUGAAACACUUAAAGCAGCUGUUAAGGCAGGCCAUGAACUAUCAAGAUCCUUGGAGCCUGUUAUUUCUCCUGUCAUGCUUGAUGUCUGGGUACAUCAUAUUUCGGAUCCAUUUAUUAGUAUUGAUGCCUUGGAAGUUUUGGAGGCUAUCAAAAAUGCUCCUGGAUGCAUGCAGCCUCUGGUCACCAGAAUCAUACCGUCCAUUGCUUCCAUAUUAGAAAAUCCAAGGAACCAGACGGGUGGAUUGCUUGCAGGUUCAUUUGAUCUUUUAACAAUGAUAUUGAAAGGUGCGCCUGUUGAAGUUGUAAAGGCUGUUUUUGAUAAUUGUUUUAAUUCUACCAUCCAAGUAGUGCUUGAAACUGAUGAUCACGGUGAAUUGCAGAAUGCGACAGAAUGUCUUGCUGCAUUUCUUGCCGGUGGAAAGCAUGAGUUGCUUUCCUGGAAUGGUGAUCCAUCAUUUACAAUGAAAAGGCUUCUUGAUGCAGCUUCAAGGCUGCUGGACCCUAGCUUGGAAAGUUCUGGAUCACUUUUUGUAAGUAGCUAUGUGUUGCAACUUAUAUUUCACUUUCCAUCUGAAAUGGCUUUCCACAUACGUGAGCUUGUUGCUGCGAUUGUGAGACGCAUGCAAUCUUGUGAAAUAGCUGGGCUAAAAUGCUCUCUUAUAGUUGUUCUCGCCAGACUGGUCCAUUUUAGCUCCCCAGAUGUCAACCAGUUCAUUAAUUUACUGCUUUCAGUGUCUGCUCAGGACCAUCAAAAUUCGUUUUCUUAUGUGAUGUCAGAAUGGACCAAAUUGCAAGGCGAAAUCCAGGGAGCAUACCAGAUCAAGGUUACAACAACUGCCCUGGCACUCUUGCUAUCCUCACGUCAUGAGGAAUUAGCAAAAGUUAACGUUCAAGGCCAUCUCGUGAAGUCAAAUGCAGGUAUAACUACUCGUUCUAAAGCUAAAUUAUCUCCUGACCAGUGGACUAUAAUUCCACUUCCUGCAAAGAUAUUUACUUUAUUAUCAGAUGCACUGGUUGAGACUCAAGAGCAAGUUUUGGGCGAUGACAAUGACAGUGAUGAGGACAGUGACUGGGAGGAGGCCUCAGAUAGCAAUUGCUGUGGUCCACACGAUCUAUUAUAUCAAUCGAAUGUCCCCUCAAAGCGUAAUGGUGCUAUUGAUCAUCUUGAUGCAAUGGCUAAGGACUUUAAUGAGAGUGAUGAUGAUAACAGUGAAGAAGAACUUGUCAAUGCCGAUCCACUAAAUGAGACCAAGCUUGCAAGUUUUCUCAGGAACUUCUUUGUAAACUUUCGGAACAUGGACAUGUUACUUUUUGACCAUCUUUGCCAGAACUUGACUCAUGUCCAAAGACUUGCGGUGCAGCAGGUUGUCAGUAAGUGAAGCCUUCUUGAAAUUAUUUCUUAUGUGUUUUACUAUCCAAACUUCCAUUUUUUGUCAGUGUAAUCUUAUAAAAAAAUCAUUUUUUUUGUAAAGUCAUAUUUAUUACUAUGUUAUUACUAUUCCCAUUAAGGGUUUUGAGGAAUAGCAAUGAACAGAGCCGGAACGGCCUUUGCCUUGCACUGUUGUUUUAUUUACUUAGUAAUCAGAUUGUAAAAUCCUUAUUUCCAUUUUCUGCAAUUCCCCAUUUCCUCUGAAAUCUCACCAGCAGCUGCCUCUUAGAAACAUGUAGUUGUGAUCUUUACCAGUCUCUACAUGUGUCCGCAAAUGAAUUGUGCCCCACACUAAUAUUUAUGCCAUUGGUUAGCCAGUGCAGAAAAAGUAGGAAGAUUUACAAA
Molecule: messenger RNA, 3734 nt
Organism: Phalaenopsis equestris
Lineage: Eukaryota; Viridiplantae; Streptophyta; Magnoliopsida; Asparagales; Orchidaceae
Product: importin-9
Exons: 33
Coding region: 250-3339 (1029 amino acids)
Biological process (GO): protein import into nucleus
Cellular component (GO): cytosol; nuclear envelope
Molecular function (GO): small GTPase binding
Source: RefSeq, a predicted model, not a curated record